Racocetra persica is the source of this 172-nucleotide messenger RNA. NCBI's taxonomy places the organism in Eukaryota, Fungi, Glomeromycota, Glomeromycetes, Diversisporales, Gigasporaceae. The record is from the annotation of a GenBank genome assembly.
UUGGCUUACAAUAAAAUACACAAAAGCUGAUUGGUAUAAUUCAGCCUCAUUGAAGUAUUUAGAAUCAUCUUCUUGCAGAUCUGUUGUUAAAAAAGGAGCGAUCUUUAUAUACCAAAUUUGGAAAUAUCUUGAAUUAUAUUGCACUAGUGUGAUACUUUUAUUUAUCACUUAA